GAGACACAACAGAGCUUCAGUGUCAAAAGAGGUCAAAAGAAAAACGAAAGAAGAUCGAAUAAAGGCAUAUGAUCAGCACAUGUCACCGAAGAUCCAUUGGAUACACUUGUCAAUGAAACACUCUAAACAAUUUAAAAUCAAAAUCGAGGAAGAAAAAGAGAGAAGAGAAAGAAAGAAAGAAAGAAAGAAAGGGAAAAACAAAAAGAACAAAGUGAGAGAACAGAGAGAGAGGGAGAGAGACUAAACUCGGAAAAAGCAAAAGGGGAAGUCUGCAAAUAAAGGGAGAGGAGGAGAAACGCUAGAAACCACAUGUGGCUGUUAGGAGCCAUAAUCCAGCUAUGGAGCGAGACAGAAUCGCUGCCCUGAAACGCUCAUUUGAAGUGGAAGAUGUGGACUCUUCCUCGCACUCUUCAUCGCCUCACACACGGCGAGCACCAUCCAAUGUUCAGCGUUCAGCCAUGUCCCCGACCAGCGGACGGUAUUAUGAGCUGGCCUCCAAUGGUACCAAGCCCCCUGACACCUCAAAGCCCAAAGCUCGAACCCCUGAACCUGUGUCACGUAGAACAGAGCUAGGCUUUGACAUCUCAUCCAACAACAAUGGCAAAGCUAUUGAAGGCUCUCCCAGUCCUGGCACGGCUCGGUUUGGGCUGAGGAGGCCAGAUGUCUUGAGCCACAGUAAGACGCCUGAGACGCAGAAGCACUCAGUCACCUUCAGCAAAACACUGGAGACCAUUGCCCCCAUCACACGUUCAGCAUCUACCAUCAUUCCUCAUGCCAGUGCUAAACUCCCAGAGACCACCUUCAGGAAAAGCGAGCCGCCAAGCCCUGCAGAUGGAUCAGCAAGAAAGCCUGAAAUCAGUGUCACCAAAUCAACAGACACCAAAGGUCAUGACAGUCUUCACCAUCCACCAGUUACAACAAGGUGUCCAUCACCUAAUCACGUUGGUCGGAAAUCCCCUAGUUCUGACAGGCAAAGGCCAGAGGUCAUUACAAGUUUUUACGGCAAUAUGGCAGAUGUAGGAAAGACACCUGUGGCACGGAAUGAGAAGACAAACAGUGAGUUUGGCUAUGUGGGCAUUGAUGCCAUCUUGGAACAGAUGAGGAGGAAAGCCAUGAAACAAGGCUUCGAGUUUAACAUCAUGGUAGUGGGUCAGAGUGGUCUGGGUAAAUCCACAUUGAUGAACACACUUUUUAAAUCUAAAGUGAGUCGCAGAUCUUUGAUGACAACAGAGGAAGACCGAAUUCCCAAGACAAUUGAGAUCAAGUCCAUCAGUCAUGAUAUCGAGGAGAAAGGAGUGAGAAUGAAGCUGACUGUCAUUGACACUCCAGGUUUCGGAGACCAGAUAAACAAUGAGAACUGCUGGCAGCCCAUCAUGAAGUUCAUUAAUGCACAGUACGAACAGUAUUUACAGGAAGAGAUCAACAUCGAAAGGAAGAAGAGGAUUCCAGACUCACGAGUCCACUGCUGCAUAUAUUUUAUUCCUCCUACUGGACACUGUCUGCGGCCAAUUGACAUUGAGUUUAUGAGACACCUAAGUAAAGUGGUGAACAUCGUUCCUGUUAUCGCCAAGGCAGACACACUCACCCUGGAGGAGAGAGAUUUCUUCAAACAGAAGAUAAGAGCGGACUUGCGAGCCAAUGAAAUUGACGUCUAUCCUCAAAAAGAGUUUGAUGAGGAUGCAGAGGACAGAAUUGUUAAUGAGAAGAUCAGGGAGAUGAUCCCAUUUGCUGUGGUGGGAAGUGAUCAAGAAUAUCAGGUCAACGGAAAAAGACUUCUGGGCAGGAAAACAAGAUGGGGGACAGUAGAAGUUGAGAACACCGCACACUGCGAGUUUGCCUACUUGCGGGACCUGCUCAUCAGAACUCAUAUGCAGAACAUCAAAGAUAUCACAAGCAGCAUCCAUUACGAGAUGUACCGCGUACGCAGACUUAAUGAGAAUAACACGCAACCAAACGGGCAGACAGCAAUCCACGCUAAUAGUGUACCUGAGCAUGAAGUCCUCUCCCAUGAGAUGUAGAUGUCUGUCUGACCAUCCACCCAUCCAUCAAUCAGUCCGUCCAUCUCUCUUUUUUUUCUUCAAUCCCUCAAUUUUCAAUAGUCUCUUCCUCGGUUUAUUCUGACUGGCUGUCUGUUGACUAUUGUUUUUUAACACCAAAAAAAUAUUUCCGAUCUGUGGAUAAUGAAACUUUAAGCGUGUAGCAAAAUGUUAUGUUCUGUAAUGAGAGUUUCAUUAAAGAUGUGUUACUAGCUCUGCAAAAUGACAUCUGUCAGAAGUUCAACAUACCAUAUGCUUAAAGCUCUCUCACUUAAUCAUUAAAAAAUAAGUGAUUAAAUUGCAACUUGAAUAAAAUCCUACUUUAUGGCUAUUGGGUAUAAAAAUGAAGGGCUCUAAAGCAUAAAAAUCCAAAUAAAUCAUGUUUUUCACUAUUUAAAAAUAUAAUGAAACAAAGACAAGUGGAAAAGGAUCCAUAGUAUAUUACAGGACUUCUGACUGUGUGG
Molecule: messenger RNA, 2500 nt
Organism: Sinocyclocheilus rhinocerous
Lineage: Eukaryota; Metazoa; Chordata; Actinopteri; Cypriniformes; Cyprinidae
Product: neuronal-specific septin-3-like
Exons: 12
Coding region: 339-2018 (559 amino acids)
Molecular function (GO): GTP binding
Source: RefSeq, a predicted model, not a curated record